UCCGAAAGCGCAUAUUUUCGUCGUAGUUUGAUGACCAAACGAUUCAGUUGUAAACAUGGAAGAGAGAGAAGCACUGAAGAGGCAAAUUGAACUUCUGCAAAAUCUCAUCAAUGAACAUAAGAGUGUCCAUGGCGACACCCCGUUUGCAGGAGAUGAGCAGAGGCAUCCAGAAGCUCCAACGUCAGCCAGAGGCAGAGCUCACGGCACAUCUGUCGCCCAUCCUCGCAGCUCCAGAGGGGGACUGUAUGCUCCUCCGAGCCAUGGAAGCUGGAGGAAAACGUACUCGCUGAGCAACAAGAAUUCCCAGUCCCACGGUGUAUCUUACAGCACCUCACUGCCCAGCAACAGCAGAGGAGAAGACAGUGCUAGAAUCACAACAUCAUCAGGGAUCCCUCAGCAGAAGAGAGAGGGACAUACAAACAGUAUCGCAGGGAGAGUUGCGGCAAAGAAAGAAAACGCAGAUACUGUUAGAAAGACCGGAGCGGCUGUAUCUCAGUAUGAAGGUGGAACAGGAGAUUCAAGCUCAACAGGCACUACUACUGCCCAAUGUGAACCGCUUCAUGGACGGACUCAAGAUCUUCAGGGGAGGACUGAAAGCAGCCAUGACGUCUUGCCAGAAAACCGAGUCAGUGGUUAUUCAGUAGCGCUGUCUUCACUUCGGGCCGACGCCUCGACCAGUUUGCAGAGCAGCCCUCCAGCACUGAUCAAACCUUCCCUGUCAAGCAAAACCGGCACUGAGAGUAAACCAACUAUUACUACUCCGGCAGUUUUCAUGGCUGGUAAUACCGCACCACCUCUUUCUGUGUCUAAAGUACCAAAACAACCCUCCAUCAAACCCACGUCUCACACCAGCCGGGGCCAAGUCAGCGUGUCUGUUUUGAAAAAAUCCAAGUUCACUUGGGUAAAGAGCCGCAACGUGGGAGGGGUGGACCCUCCACAAGCUAGCCCUGUUUCCUCACCCAAAGGCAAAGCCGUGGCUGUUGUCCCGGCGUCAGUCUCAAAAGCUGGAGUUGCCAGUGGAAGCUCGCCGUUAUGCACAAACAAGAGAACGCCUGGCAAGAAGCUACCCCGAAAGCUAAGCUCGAUCAGUGUGGCCCCCAAGACCUCCAAGUACAGAUGGGUCUCCUCCUCCGCUGGAGCCCAAGCUAAAGUCCCUCGAAAGUCUCCAUCGCCCAAAGCCCUGGCUCCUUCGCAGAGAGCUCUGGAGAAGGGCGAGGUUACCAAGAAACUCAGAGCAGCCUCCACUCCCUCUGCUAAGAUGAGAAAGGGAAUUGCGGGUUCCUCUACCAACUCCUCAACCAGUAGCUGCUACCGCUGGAAGGCUGGGGGCCCGAGUACCUCCGCGGCAGCGGCGGGAGGGACAACGGUGGCCCGUCGUAGAUCUGCCUUCCACUGGACGUCAGAAAAAAGCAACAAAGGAGUGAAAGGAGUUGCUUCGCCAACUGUGAGCCAACGUAGCUCCUUCAUGCCCUCCUCCUCCCCUUCUGGGUUCAAGCUCCGCAGCAGGAUGAAAAUCAUUAGGAGGUCUGCUAGUGGUGGAGGCGGUUCAGAGAAGGGGACCAGCCCGUCAGCAGUGAGGUACUCCCCGCGGGGUCGGAUGCACAGCUCCACCAGGAGUCCCAUAGGAGUCCGAAGGACCCCCUCCAGGGAGCUGGUGUCUUUUGGUAGACACAAGCUGAGGCGGCUCUCCCCCACCUCAUCAAGGACAAGUCCCGCCGCCUCCCCCCAGCGGGUGUUCAGGACCCGCUACAAGAUGGUGACCCGCCCGAGCUCCAGCACCGCACACACCCUCCACUACAACCCCGCCCUCUCCUGGAGAGCCAAGAGGAUCCAGUCUGCCAGGAGUUUCCUUCAGAGCCGUCUGCGAGCUCCCCACGACCGACACCCGUCAGCCAAUCAGCACUGGAGAGGAAGCAGCAUGUGCUGGAUUCGUGGGUCCCUGUUCCGGGUGUCAGCCAAUAAGCUGUCCCGCACCGUGGCGUCCAACAUGUCCAUCAACCGAACAGGAAGGUCUUUCAGCAGCGCACAGGUCUCAUCCACGAGUCCUGCUUCCACCCGACCCUUCAGCCCUCGUCAUUUAGCCAGCCGCGCAGUCCAGCGGAGCCUAGCCAUAAUCAGACAUGCUCAUCAGAAGAAGCAGCAGAAGCAGUACUGCAUGUACUACAACCGCUUCGGCAAGUGUAACCGUGGCAACAGCUGUCCCUACAUCCACGACCCAGACAAGGUUGCCGUCUGCACCAGGUUUCUGCGAGGAACGUGCAAGCAGGCAGACGGGACCUGCCCAUUCUCCCAUAAGUUGGCUAAGGAGAAGAUGCCGGUAUGUUCCUACUUCCUGAAGGGAAUCUGUAACAACAGCGACUGUCCCUACAGUCACGUCUACGUGUCCCGCAAAGCUGAAGUGUGUGAGGACUUUGUCAAAGGCUACUGUCCUGAGGGAGAGAAGUGUAAGAAGAAACACACUCUGGUGUGUCCAGACUUCUCUAAGACGGCGUCCUGCCCUCGAGGAGCCCGCUGCAAGCUGCAGCACCGCCAACGAGCCAAACGGAGCGCCAGCAACACCGCCACGGCCACCCCCUCAGCCAAGAGAGCCCGAACCAAGGAGCCCUCUAAGAGGCCCCGCCUGUCUGUCGUCAUGCCGCAGGGCUCUCAGGCAGCUCCAGUGACGCCCACCCGAGGUCCUCUGGCUCUGCCGUCCUUCAUCUCCCUCUCCAGCUCCCCAGAGGAGGCCGACGCACCGGACACGCUGCCGGCUGAGACCUGGCAGGUUAAAGAGAAAAAGCUGCAGAUCAAGCCUCGGCUGUGAGACUACAGAGAGCCGCAGCACUGGACGUGGAAAACGCUCGAUGGUCGAUGAUUUCAGUGCUCCAGGUUUGUCCUGACAGGUGUAUCUGUGUCUGAAUUUCUUCACUCAGGGCUUUGAAAGUUUUAUUUUUCUAUACCUAUACUAUAUACAUCUGUUUUACAUUAUCAAUCCGGGUGUUUACAGUACAGAUUUGUUUUUCCUCAUCAGGUUUUGUACAUUUUUAAAAAGACAAAUAAAAUAUCUUAACUCUUA
This is a messenger RNA of Perca fluviatilis (European perch), 3055 nucleotides long. It is a transcript of the gene zc3h3, whose product is annotated as zinc finger CCCH-type containing 3. The transcript is spliced from 12 exons. Lineage: Eukaryota; Metazoa; Chordata; Actinopteri; Perciformes; Percidae. Gene Ontology annotation, cellular component: nucleus. The coding region runs from base 56 to 2803 and encodes 915 amino acids. The record is from RefSeq and is a predicted model, not a curated record. Gene Ontology annotation, molecular function: metal ion binding.